CCAGGACGCUCUUAAUCGCCGUUGCGACUUGGACCCCUUCCCUUUCGCAGCUCGCCUCGCCCACUUCAAUUGUCCAGCACCUCUAGUCCUCUCCUGGUUCUGAUUGCCGUCUCCAAUUCUCCACCACUCGACCUCCCACCGAUCUUUCUCCCCCGUGUUGCGCUCCAUCUUCUCGUCCAGUCUCUGCGAGUUCUUGCGAGUUGCGAGUCAACUCAGACUCUGUGGGUUGCUGCGCUGACUCGGAGGAGGUAAGCGGCGGGAAGGAGGAGCGCCUAGCCGCUGGCGAUGGAAGAGGUGGACGGUGGAGAGGGCCAGUUGCAGGGGAUUAACCCGGACUGCCCCAACGCCGCCAGCCCCUUCCACCGCUGCGCCGAAUACUGCCCCGUGCCCGCCCCACGAACCGCGGCCAAGUCGCCUCCGCCUCGGUCGCCGCCGGGCCACGCGGCGCAGAACGGGACCGCGCACAGCGAAGGCGUGGAACAGGAAAUUGUUGCUGUCGCUGACUCGGAGGAGGUAGGCGAGAGGAUCGCUGACUCUGAGGAGGUAGGCGGAAGGAGGAGGAGCCCCCGGCCGCCGACGCGGGGCGAGGAGGCCGGAGGAGGGGAGCGGUGGCAAGGGGUUAACCCGGACUGCCCCAACGCCGCGAACCCGUUCCACCGCUGCGCCGAGUACUGCCCCGUCCCCGUCCCCAGAGGCGCGUCCAAGCUGCCGCCGCCGGGCCACGCGGCGCUGAACAGGUACGCGCACAGCGACCCUGGUGACCUGCAUCCCAGGCCGCGCCGCCGCGACAAGGGCGGCGGCUCCGGGGGGCUCCCCCUCUACGUCUUCCUUCGCGAAGGUUCCAAUGGAGACGGCAAGAAGGUGGACCCCCGGUGCCCCAACGCGCCCAACCCGUUCCACGUCUGCACCGACCACUGCCUCGCCAAGAUGGCCGAGGCCGGCCGGUCGUCGGAGGGCGGCAAGUCGCCCAUAUCCCUCUUCUCCCGCCACUCUCGCCGCUCCUCGUCCUCCUCCGAAGAGGGUAGCGUGAAGUCGACGGGCAGCAAGAAGGUGGAUCCAAAGUGUCCGAAUGCUGCCAAUCCGUUCCAUGAAUGCGGCGAGUAUUGUGCCGCCAAGAUGCAACAGGUGGAACAGCAGAAGGGGACUAAUAUGAAGUCCCCGCGCAAGAAAGGAAAGGAUGUUGCACUGGUUCCAAACUGGAAGGUGGAUCCGAGGUGCCCAAACGCGUCCAAUCCAUUCCAUAUAUGCGCCCAGUAUUGCUUUGAUCAUUUGAAUGGAACGACGCAGACAAAUGCAAUCAAGUCAGACAAGAAAAAAAGCAAGGCUGUUUCAAAAGAAGAGCAGAGAGGAGAAAUAAAUCCUGAGUGCGUUAACGCGUCCAACCCCUACCACAAGUGUGGUGAAUACUGUAAGAGAAAGGGUGAUAGGUAGAUGAGGAAGUCUGGCGACAUAAGGUUUCUCUGGAAGAUCCAUGAUGGUGAAAAAUAAGCGAUUCCAGCAAAAAUAUACUUCCAAGUUGCAGUAGAAGCUGUGCUUCUGUCGGCUCCAUUUUGUAGUGUGGCUGCAGCUGUCUUAACCUUUGCAGUGUGCUCCUGCGUACUCCUUCCAAUAUAUAUUAUUUCAUUUUGUCAUUUAUACCCUAUAAUAGUGUCACAUAUAUAGCCCCCAUGUAAUGUGUUUCCUGAAGGCUGUACAAAUAGAAGCACCCCAGUUGUUCUUUUGUAAGAUAGUAUUUUCGAGCUCAGGUAUCUUCGAGCUCAGGGUUUGGUGUAUGUUCUCACAAUUUGCUUUCUUCAUUAAAUUUUUAGAAGAAAACGAGGAGUUCGUGCUGAUGUUUGUUAACAAGUCGCGCGUGUAAACCAAGAUUUGUGGCCAUUAAUUUUCCCCUCCAUUUUGUCA
Molecule: messenger RNA, 1899 nt
Organism: Phragmites australis (common reed)
Lineage: Eukaryota; Viridiplantae; Streptophyta; Magnoliopsida; Poales; Poaceae
Exons: 6
Coding region: 286-1431 (381 amino acids)
Cellular component (GO): post-mRNA release spliceosomal complex; Prp19 complex; catalytic step 2 spliceosome
Source: RefSeq, a predicted model, not a curated record